Oreochromis aureus is the source of this 2517-nucleotide messenger RNA. RefSeq names its product V-type proton ATPase subunit C 1-B-like. NCBI's taxonomy places the organism in Eukaryota, Metazoa, Chordata, Actinopteri, Cichliformes, Cichlidae. Gene Ontology annotation, biological process: proton transmembrane transport. Gene Ontology annotation, molecular function: proton-transporting ATPase activity, rotational mechanism. The transcript has 15 exons. The record is from RefSeq and is a predicted model, not a curated record. Gene Ontology annotation, cellular component: vacuolar proton-transporting V-type ATPase, V1 domain; lysosomal membrane. The coding region runs from base 346 to 1617 and encodes 423 amino acids.
ACCGGUUUAGUCUUGUCCCCUUCAUCCACAUGGUGGGAAAGACAAACCAGGUUUAUGACACACACAUCAUUAACAAAGGGUUGAGUUGCUCGGCAUUUGUUCACAUGGUGGUGUGAGGACCGAGACCUCGAAAAAAAGAAAAGAAAAAAAGAGUGAAGAUCACCUGGAGUGAUGUAACUGCUUCUGGUGACAGACAGCAGAGGACAGUGGGCUGGCUGUCAGCCAGUCUCAGGUGGAGCUGCCGCUCAGACUCUCCAACACUCACACGGGGACAGGCACAGCACGGUCAUGAAGAUAACCUGAAGGAUCACAGUUUGGUGCCAAAGGCAGUACCUGUGGGGAGUCAUGACGGACUUUUGGCUGAUUUCUGUUCCACUGGACAAAACAAGUUUAACCAGUGUAGAGAAACUCAAACGCACCAUUGCCAAAACCAACCUGGCCUCCUCAUGCUGCAAGUUCUCCAUUCCAGAUCUCAAGGUGGGAGUACUGGACAGUCUGCUCAGCGUGUCAGAUGAUCUUUCCAAACUCGACACGCUGACUGAAAGUGUGAUCAAAAAAACAUGCCAGUGUAUGAAGGAGGUGCUGGAGUCUAGUGACAAAGUGCUGGAAAAUGCUUUGGCCAAUGGAGACCACAGCAAGAACCAGAGAGCAGCCCUGUCACCCCUGAAAGCUUACCUCAAGUCUCUGAGGGUUGACUUGAUGAACUUCAUGAUCAAGUUUCAGUGGGACAAAGCAAAGUAUCCUACAUCUCUACCUCUCUCCAGCCUGGCAGAAAUCAUCAACAAGGAAGUUUCGCAGGUGGAGGCAGAGUUAAAAUCUCGUUCUGCAGCGUACAACAGUGUGAAAGCGAGCUUGCAAAACCUCGAGCACAAACUAGAUGGCAAUUUACAAACUUGCAGUCUGAAUGAUGUCAUGAGGAAAGAAGACCUGGUGGUCUCAGAGUACCUCACCACUCUGCUGGUAGUGGUGGCCCGAGGGAGCUACUCGCAAUGGGAGAGGAGUUACGAGUCCUUGUCAAAAUUUGUGGUUCCGCGGUCGAGCAGGAAGCUGUAUGAGAACGGAGAGGGGGGAGUCUUCUCAGUGACACUUUUCAAAAGAGCUGUGUGUGAAUUCAAAGCCAAAGCCCAGGAGAGCAAGUUCUUCGUGCGCGACUACAGCUUUGAUCUGGAGGAGCAGAAGCAGCGGGAGAUUACGCAGCUUAGUUUUCACAAAAAGGAGCAAUAUGUGAGUCAAACAUUACAUACGCUCUCUGAAGUUUUUUUUUUAUGUUGUGGUGUAUUAUUAAUGCGCUUCUCUCUUUCACAGGGAAUCUUUGUACGCUGGCUGAAGGUGAAUUUCAGUGAAGUGUUUGUUGCCUGGAUUCACUUGAAAGCAUUGCGGGUGUUUGUGGAAUCAGUGCUGAGGUAUGGGUUACCUGUCAAUUAUCAGGCUCUUCUACUGCAGACUGACAGGAAGCACUCGAAGAAACUGAAAGAAGAACUCGCUUCACUGUUUGUGCAUCUGGACCCCACCGCCAGCAUUACUGAUGUGAGCUGUGACAUCCCAGGACUCUGUCAGCAGGAGUACUUCUCCUACAUCUGCUUUCAUAUCAGCACCAACGUGUUGGACAUCAGCUAGCUGUCAACAGCGAGACUGAAAGAGCAAGCACACACAAGCUGUGGUUUGUUCCCAUUCAGUCACUCACAGCCAGAAACAUAAAGACCCUGAUCGCUAAAAUAAAACCGGAGAAUAAAAAUAUAUUGUUUUCAACAUUUCUCUUAAAGGAGAAAGAUGUAAGGUGUAAAUACAGGAAGGUGUAAAUAAUCCUCGGGUCGUCUUCGCCACAAAGCAAGCUGCACGUGUCCUGUGUUUGUCAUGUGCUGUGCGUGGAAUUGUGGAAAACCUUAAAAUAUGUGUAAUAUCAAAGGGAUGUUUUUUUUUCAGGGAUUCAUUUUAAAAGUAUAUGUACUGUAAAUAUUAAUGUUGGCUUCAAACAUUUUAGGUGAGCACAUUAUUUCUAGAAAUCUUACAGCUUGCACUAAUAAAAUGGAUUUCUUCAUGCACCAUUGCCUGUUAUUCUGCAAGACAGCCUAAUACAUUUAGAAAUGCAUUAUCCAGAGAAUGGAUUCAUGAAUCUGUAUAGAAACAUCACUUGUGACCCAAUUUAGAUCAGAAUGUUCGUGUGUUGCAAGUCUCAAAAUCUUAAAGUGCUGUUCUGCUCAUUUUCAACUCCAUAGUGUUUUUUCUGGAUUCUAAUAAAGUACUUUUGCAUGAUUCACAGUUCACACCUAUGCUAUAUCAGGCCCUGGUGCAGCUUCUUAGAUCCUCCCCCCUUUAAGCCCACCCUCCCUUUUUAAACCAGCUUUUUUCUCACUGGUUGCCUUUCAUAAAUAGAAACUUUGAGAGCAGGUGAGUGAGGCUGCUGUGCUCAGAGCCAGAUCUGUGUGCCUGAAAUGACCAUAUUUGGAGUUUCCCCUCAGUGAUAUCACACUAAUACAAGGGUGAGAAAAGAGCUCUGUGUGUCCUUUUGCCAUUCAC